GACCAGCCUUCCGAUCGAUACUCCAAUAUCGGAGGAUCAGUCUGAUUCGUGACCAGAUCCAGUUCGUGCCGUAAUUUUCUCGUCUAGCAGCGUGAAGUCUCUGGCAAGAUGGUCAACAACACGCUCAACUUCAGGCCGCUGCUCAGGCAAAAGAAACGUCUCUUCUGGCUAGCCGUCUGGUGCACGACCGCUUAUCUGCUCUUGACCGAGCUCAGGGGGUACCACCAAUCUCAAUCUCAUCCCGCCGACCCGAUCUCGUUGGCGAAGAAAGAGGUCAACUCGAAAUUGAAGCAGGCGACCAAGUUCCGCUCGUCCUCCAGUAACAACAAUAAUAAUAACAAUGCGCACCCCGCUUCCGGUCCAAAGUCGAAGUCGAUCCAGGGCGAGGGAUAUUGUUCAGAGAAAGAAUACCUAGAAGGAUCAUGGGUCAAACGACAGGUGCCGUUGAGGGAUUUUAAGGAGGUUAGGGAGGCUUUUGGGUUACAGGACCUAACCGAGCUCAAAUGUCACGCAGUCGACGACGCAGCCCCCCGUCUCCCCCCCGACCCCGAAUACACAGCCCGGGUCCUAGAAACAGCUCAAUACGAAUGGAACACGACGAACGGGUGUAAGAAGUAUGCGUUUGAUAGGAUGGCUUUUGCUAAGAGGUGUUUGAGGGCUAAAGCUGGGGUUACGUUCAUCGGCGACUCGUUGACCGAACACACUUGGCACGUAAUAACCGGCCUCAUGGUCGGUUCCGACGAACUCUUCUGGUGGGACGGUACUCCGGACCACAACUUCCGUCUCAUGCUCCGAAAGGACCAUCCUCUCGCCAUCCCCCUCCUGGACGCAGCUAGGGUGGGACACGACCGCGCCGACACCCCCUUGGCUUCGUUUUAUCGGGACCACCACGUCAUGUCCCGGGACGAGAUGGAUGCCGCUUUCGCUGGCGUACAAGGAUACCUACCCUUCAAGGAGAGGAGCGAGGAACAAUUGAAGGUGAAAUGGGUGUUCGAGGAGACGAAAUGGUGGAGGUGGUGGCAAAAAAAGUUCACCACGCCGAUCGGGUACGACCUGGGGAAGCUCUUACCUCAGGGUCCGGUCAGGCCGGAAAAGAGCGUCUUGAUCUUCAACGUCGGACCGCAUUGGAGUCGAGGUGAAUUGGCGGCCGAUCCUGAGCAGAUGAGCUUUAACGCGGUCGCCGAUGGGUAUACCAAACUGGUCGCUGGGGUUCUGGAGAAGCUGCGUACUCUGCCUCGGAACGAGAUAUUAGCCUUCUGGCGAGCGGUCUCUCCGGGAGAUCCUGAAUGUGAACAAUAUCCUGAACCCGUCAACAAUCGUACCACGCACUUUUCGGUCAACAACCCCCUGGCCGAACAGUUUAACUGGAACGCUUACCCGGAAAUGAAUCGACAUACCUCUUCCCGGCUAUCAUACCAGCCUUCCACCAGUUCUGUCCGACUCCGACCAUCUCCCGAACCCCUGAGAUACCUGGACGUCUGGCCGCUCAGCGUCACUCGACCUGACGCCCACCUGAAGCCCGCCAUCGACUGUAUGCAUUAUUGCAUCCCCUCGGCGCCCAACGAGUGGAUCAGUUUUCUCUGGCACCUCAUGGUCAUUGAUGCGGCCAACGAUGACUAUAUAGAUCAGGAGCCGAUCUUGCCGAUUCCCGCGACGUAGAUGACAAAUGCUUUCUGGUCGAGGUUUGAGCUGCAUGUAUAUUCGCUGUCUCGUAACAUUCAUUAAACGGAACUUAUGAUAUUGAUAAUGGAUCAG
Filobasidium floriforme is the source of this 1755-nucleotide messenger RNA. RefSeq lists its product as uncharacterized. Lineage: Eukaryota; Fungi; Basidiomycota; Tremellomycetes; Filobasidiales; Filobasidiaceae. The coding region runs from base 109 to 1659 and encodes 516 amino acids. Gene Ontology annotation, molecular function: O-acetyltransferase activity. The record is from RefSeq and is a predicted model, not a curated record. The transcript has 7 exons.